AUGGCAAACUCCUCCACAAGUUUUAUUAACCUUUUAGCGAGCCAAGGGGUUAUUGACCUUGACUCAUCGGAACCUCCGUUCGUUAGCAGCGAAGGGGUAGCCAGCCAAUGUUCCGAUGAGGCUACGGUCAAAGAGAGGAGAAAAUGGACACCAAAGGAGGAUAUAAUCCUCAUUGGUGCUUGGCUCAACACGAGCAAAGACCCAAUAGUUAGUAACGAACAGAAAGGCCUUGCGUUCUGGAAGAGGAUACUAGACAACUACAACUCCAGCCCUUUACUGGUUGGUACAAUCCCCCGCGAACUUGGGCAAGUGAAGCAACGAUGGGCCAGGAUCAACGAUGUGGUGUGUAAGUUUUGUGGUAGCUACGAGAUGGCACAGAGGGAGCAGAGAAGCGGGCAAAAUGACAACGAUGUGAUGAAGGCUGCAUUGGAGAUCUUCUUCAAUGACAAGGGCUUUAAGUUCAACUUGGAACAUGCCUGGAGAGAGCUUAGGCAUGAUGUCAAAUGGUGCUCCACCUCUCUCGGGAAGGACAAUGGGAAAGACAAGCGCAAAGGUGCUUCAGAUGCGGGAGGGUCAGUGACAGAGCCACAAGAGAGACCCAUAGGAGUGAAGGCAGCUAAGGCUGCUGCAUCACUUGGUCGUUUUCUUAUAGCAUCACGUUAA
Brassica napus (rape) is the source of this 663-nucleotide messenger RNA. RefSeq names its product glutathione S-transferase T3-like. The transcript is spliced from 2 exons. Lineage: Eukaryota; Viridiplantae; Streptophyta; Magnoliopsida; Brassicales; Brassicaceae. Bases 1 to 663 code for a protein of 220 amino acids. The record is from RefSeq and is a predicted model, not a curated record.